GUGACAUCAUCGCCGCGCUGUGAGGAGGAGUGUCCCCGUGUCGCUGUGUCCUCAACGUGUCACUCACUGCAUUGAGCCAGCGAUGGGCGGCUGUACCACGAGUGGUCGUCAGGUGGCGCUGUCUGCCUAGUUCCUGCGGCCACGCGAGGGCGCCAGACUCUUUGAAAAACGCCGUACAGAGCUGAGCCUGCCGGGCCGCCGUUGUUAGUUGCGCACGUGAGCCGGGGUCCGAGCUGAGAGGGAAGUGGCGGCUCCGAGGAGAAGAUGAAGAGCAGAUAUAACACCAUCGACCUCCGGGCCGUCAUCUCCGAGCUCAGUGACAGCCUGCUGGGGAUGCGAGUGUACAAUGUAUACGAUGUGGAUAACAAGACCUACCUCAUCCGCCUGCAGAAGCCGGACGCUAAAGCCGUGCUCCUCCUGGAGUCCGGGAUCCGGAUCCACACCACCGAGUUCGAGUGGCCCAAGAACAUGAUGCCGUCCGGGUUCGCGAUGAAGUGCAGGAAACAUCUACGAUCCCGGAGACUGGUCAGCGUCCGGCAGCUCGGGGUGGACAGGAUCGUGGACUUCCAGUUCGGUUCAGACGAAGCUGCCUAUCAUCUCAUUGUCGAGCUGUAUGACCGGGGAAACAUCGUCCUCACCGACCACGAGUAUCUCAUCCUAAACAUCCUGCGGUUCCGCACGGACGAGGCCGACGAUGUGAAGUUUGCAGUUCGAGAACAUUACCCGGUGGAUAUCGCCAAAGCCCGGGAGCCUCUGCUCACUAUGGAGAGAUUAAAAGAAAUUUUAGAAAACGCUCCAACGGGAGAUCAGCUGAAGAGGAUCCUGAACCCACAUCUACCAUAUGGCGCCACGGUCAUCGAGCAUUGCCUCCUCCAGGCCGGAUUGUCCAGCAACGUGAAGGUGGAGCAGCUGAGCGGGGACACAGAUUUGGAAAAGGUGCAUUCAGCCCUGAAGAUGGCCGAGGAAUACAUGGACAUGACGCUGGAUUUUAAGGGAAAGGGCUACAUUAUCCAGAAACGAGAGAAGAAGCCGAGCCUGGACCUGGAGAAACCUUCAGAAGACAUUCUCACGUAUGAAGAAUUUCACCCGUUUCUCUUCAGGCAGCACGAGAAGUGCCCGUGUGUGGAGUUUGAGACUUUUGAUAAGGCUGUUGAUGAAUUUUACUCCAAGCUGGAAGGUCAGAAGAUUGAUUUGAAAGCCCUCCAUCAGGAGAAACAAGCCUUGAAGAAACUGGAAAAUGUCCGUAAGGAUCAUGUGCAGAGGCUGGAAUCUCUGCAUGUGGCUCAGGACAUUGACAAAGCCAAAGGAGAGCUCAUCGAAAUGAACCUGGACAUCGUGGAUCGCGCGGUGCAAGUCGUGCGUAGCGCCUUGGCCAAUCAGAUUGACUGGACAGAGAUUGGGGUCAUUGUGAAGGAGGCGCAGGCUCAGGGUGACCCGGUGGCCCUCGCCAUCAAAGAGCUCAAACUGCAGACGAAUCAUAUCACCAUGCUGCUGAAGAACCCGUACACACUGUCCGAAGAAGAGGAGGAUGAGGAGGAAGAAGAGAAGCCGGAAACCGAUGAACCAAAAGGAAAGAAGAAAAAGGGCAAAAACAAACAGCAGCUGAAGAAAACCCAGAAGAACAAACCCGCGCUGGUGGAUGUGGACCUCAGCCUGUCUGCGUACGCCAACGCCAAAAAGUAUUAUGACCACAAGCGACAUGCGGCCAAGAAAACGCAGAAAACCGUGGAGGCAGCAGAAAAGGCAUUCAAGUCGGCAGAGAAGAAAACCAAACAGACCCUGAAGGAGGUGCAGACUGUCAGCUCUAUCCAGAAAGCCAGGAAGGUGUACUGGUUUGAGAAAUUUCUGUGGUUUAUAAGCUCUGAAAAUUACCUGGUCAUAGCCGGACGAGACCAGCAACAGAACGAAAUGAUUGUGAAGAAAUACCUGCGGCCCGGUGACAUAUAUGUGCACGCCGACUUGCACGGGGCCACCAGCUGCGUCAUUAAGAAUCUAAAAGGUGAGGCUGUGCCUCCCCGUACCCUAACUGAAGCUGGCACCAUGGCCGUGUGCUAUAGUGCCGCAUGGGAUGCCCGGGUCAUUACCAGUGCCUGGUGGGUCCAUCAUAAUCAGGUGUCAAAGACGGCUCCAACUGGAGAGUACCUGACCACCGGCAGCUUUAUGAUCCGAGGAAAAAAGAACUUCCUUCCACCCUCUUACCUGAUGAUGGGGUUCGGCUUUCUUUUUAAGGUGGACGAGCCUUGCGUUUGGAGACACAAAGGCGAGCGCAAAGUGAAAUUACAGGAUGAGGAUCUCGAAAGUGUAACCAGCAGUAAUACAGAGCUGGCUGCAGAGGAGAAUGACCCACUGGAAGCUCCUGAAGAGGACACCGAUGGCAGCAGUGAAGACGAGGAAGAGGACAAGCCCGGCGAGCCGAAUUCAGAGGACGCACCCGGUGAUGGCUCAGAUGAAGAAAGCGACGCUGGGAGCUCACAUUCUGCAGAAAAUACUGCCGCUGUGAAAGAGGAGGAGGAGGAGGAGGAGGAGGAAGAGGAGGACGUGGCCUACCCCGAUACCGCCAUAGACCUGUCCCAUCUUCAGGCUAAGAGGACACUGCACAGAGCGGCUGUGGCACAGACUGGAGACGCCGCAGUGGUGAAUGACAAGUCAAUUGGUCGGAAACAUUUAUCGGCUAAGGAGAGACGUGAAAUGAAGAAGAAAAAGAAGCCAGAUGAUUCUGAAGAAGCCAAGCCAGUGGAAAAUGCAGUGAAAGCCGAGGCGUCCGUACCCCAGAGCGCGCCACAAGGGGGCGCCGCCGCCGCACAGCAGCCUGUAAAGAGAGGGCAGAAGAGUAAAAUGAAGAAGAUGAAGGAAAAGUACAAGGACCAGGAUGAGGAAGAUCGAGAACUCAUCAUGCAGUUGCUGGGGUCUGCAGGGUCCAACAAGGAAGAGAAGAGCAAGAAAGGAAAGAAGGGAAAAACAAAGGAGGAACCUGCAAAGAAACAGCAGCAGAAGGGGAAGAAAGCGGGGACUGGACCUGCUGAGAUCUUCAUAACACAAGACGUACAAGACCUGACCCUGGAAGAGCAGCUGGAUGACAAGGACGAUGCAGACCCAGAUGCUCCAGGAUCAGAGGAAGCAGAAAAUCUACUGGAUUCCCUGACCGGGCAGCCAGAUCCAGAGGACGUCCUGCUCUUCUCUGUGCCCGUCUGUGCCCCGUACACCGCCAUGACCAGCUAUAAGUACAAGGUUAAAUUGACUCCAGGAACCCAAAAGAAAGGAAAAGCUGCUAAAACGGCCCUGAACAGCUUCAUGCAUUCCAAGGACGCGAGCGGCAGAGAGAAGGACUUGCUGCGCAGUGUGAAGGACACCGACCUAUCGAGAAACAUGCCGGGAAAAGUGAAAGUGUCUGCACCGAAUCUGCUGAGUGCAAAGAAGAAAUAACCUUGUCCUCGUCAGACUUCGCACAUGUAAAUAUGGGGCGACGCAAGAUCCGCGCCAAAAUAUCUUGGGUGGGGAGGAAAAGUUCAGAGAUUGUCGGCUACAUUAUCACGAUGUUGCAAAUGGUUAAUAAAAUAGAAAAUCCUAGAAACAUGGCCAGGCUACAACAACAGCGCCCCCAUCUCCUCAGGAUGGAUCUGAUAUUGCAGCCAAGCUGUACAGAAGCAAACAGUUUGAGCUGCAAUACCAAUCUGUGAACAGGUGUGGCGCUGGUUUUAUUUUACCCCUGGACGAGCUCUUUGAGAGCUUAUAAUAAUUGUAACCUGCUUUUAGUAGUGACUAUACUGCGCCAAAACAGCUCUUGGGGUGGGAGGCAGAGACGGCUUACACUACAGUCCCGUACAUCAACUACUCUAACCCUCAACAGCCGUUGAUCUGACUCAGGUUAUAAUCCUAUUACACCCUAUGUACGUGUAUGCCUCGCUGGCGCACCCCAACAUCAGCGGUCACCCACAAUGAUAUGCCGCCUGGGAGCAGAUAUUGUGCAAGAAAGCCACGAUGAAUGUAAUUAUAAUAUAAAAUUUCACUGGUUUUAAUUUUGGGAGAUUUUUGGAAUAAAGAGACAUAUUUUA
This is a messenger RNA of Bufo gargarizans (Asiatic toad), 4052 nucleotides long. RefSeq names its product nuclear export mediator factor (gene NEMF). Gene Ontology annotation, molecular function: ribosomal large subunit binding; tRNA binding. Bases 265 to 3423 code for a protein of 1052 amino acids. The record is from RefSeq and is a predicted model, not a curated record. Gene Ontology annotation, cellular component: RQC complex. Gene Ontology annotation, biological process: rescue of stalled cytosolic ribosome; ribosome-associated ubiquitin-dependent protein catabolic process. NCBI's taxonomy places the organism in Eukaryota, Metazoa, Chordata, Amphibia, Anura, Bufonidae. The transcript is spliced from 33 exons.